CUUUCUCUACUUAAUCAGCUGUGAUGGGAGAAGACGCCAGGCAAGCUAGCGCUGCCUUAGAUCACUGUGACAUACAGCGAUUCCAAUGCUCGUUUCCAGUGCCCUGCGCAAUGCGGACCACCCCUCUGACAGACUGCCAACUCAGACCAAUCUGGUUUAGUCUAUGCUUACCUGCUCUAUGAUACACUUGUCUUCUGCGCAGCACUGAAGAAAGUUUGAGAUUGACUUAGAAUUCUGGGAACCUUGAUUACCUUAAACAAACAAAAACUACAAUAUCGAUGGCUGUUAACGGUAUGGUCUGUUAUACGAGGUUCAAUCUGGAACAAUGGAAUGGACGUGUGUGUGUGUGUGUGUGUGUGUGUGUGUGUGUGUGUGUGUGUGUGUGUCUGGGAUGCGUCGGUUCCCAUGGAAACAUUGAUCCACGUUUGCUUAACCGAUUAGUAAAGGGGCGGGGUUACACAGGGGACGAGAGAGAGAGAGAGAGAGAGAGAGAGAGAGAGAGAGAGAGAGGGGGAGAGAGAGAGAGGGGGAGAGGGAGAGGGGGAGGGGGAGGGAGAGAGGGAGAGAGAGAGAGAGAAUGGGGUGUUAUUGCCUGGUUAUCCUAAUUAAAUGAGCGGCGCUCUGAAUUCCAGUUAGGGUAUUAGUGGUAGAAUUGGUAUUCGGGACAUUUAAAACCAGGAGCCAUUCCUUUAAGAUCCUAAUCAUAUCUCCGCCACUGAAACCGUAUUAUGUGCUGAACACCACAGCAUGCUAACGCAGACAUAAUACUCAAUAGUGUCUAUUUUUUAAUUCUUUAAUAUAAUUAAAAAUGGCGCAUCCUCAUUCUCAGGCCAAACAUAUAAUGCCACGCAGCAUAAUCCUGAUCGGGAAGUCCUGGACUGUGCGACGCAUCAAACCGCACAAACUGUAAAUCACCCUUAUGGGCCAAUUUAGAGAUGAAUGCCACUGGUAUGUAGGCCUACGAGGCACCCACGUGCGAUUCCCCUGCAUGAUGCAUCUCUCUUUUCCCCGCGUUGCUCACGUGCCCCCCGGCCUCCUCGGGUGUAUAGCGGACUCUGAGACGCAGGUGUGAAGUUAUGGCCGCCGCACAAGCAGCCAUUGCCUGCCAAUUAAUAUUAAACAGAUACGUUUUUUAAUGGAAAUGCAAAGAAAGCCCCCCUCGAUAUGGCUGUGCGAAGGGCUGAUCCACUUAAAGGGGAUUAUUUUCAUGUAACAUCUUUAUAAUCUUCAUAAUGAUGCCUGGAUUCCUAAAAGGAAUAAAGAAAUCAAAUCUGUUUCUUGUCAGCAUACGCCCAGGAGCACUCGCGUGAUUAGCUCUCUUUACGGUCGAUGUUGCCUCUUCUCCCAAACAUUAAGACUGCUUUUAACAGAUUACACCCCCCACAACCCCCCCCCCCCGCCCCGCCCCCUUGUGUCUCCUCCUCUUUCUUCUCCGCUGCUUGUUUCAUCCCAUCUUUCAGUUGAGCCAUUGCCUCAAAGCCUCAAAUUUCUUGUGAGAUUUCUCCUCUGUUGCACUGUGCCGGGCUGCCGAGUGAUCCAGGAGUUAUUGGGGUUCUGUGUGGGGAUGGGAGUGAAUGAGGCAAAGAAUGGAUGGCGAAUGAAGAUGUGAAUAUAAAAAAAUACGCUUGAAAAAGGGGAUUAUGAGAAGGAGAUGGAGCGGCUAAUAAUCUUCUGUCAUCUCCUACUUUUCCACGUUCUUCCAUCCACCGCAACUAACCUUAUUACAGUGGACCUAUACGAAGCAAGAGGUCAGCGCGUGUGCAGGGUGGGCCGGGAGAGGCCCUGUUACAAGCUGGCGUAUUUCUCCGACCCGCGGCGGCGACUGAACUUUGUGGAGGCGGAGCAGGCGUGCCGGCGGGACGGCGGGGAGCUGCUUGGCGUGGAGUCGGCGUCCGAGCAGCAGGUAAUCGAGCAGCUCAUCUCCGAGAUCCGCCCCACCGACGGGGACUUCUGGAUCGGCCUUCGCCGUAACCAUGGAGACCAGGAGAGCAGCUUGGACUGCUCCUCGCUGUACUACUGGGUCGACGGGAGCAAGGCCACGUACAGGAACUGGCACACUGACGAGCCCUCUUGUGGCUACGAGGUGUGUGUGGUGAUGUAUCACCAGCCGUCCGCGCCCCCCAGCAUGGGUGGACUGUACAUGUUCCAGUGGAACGACGACAACUGUGAGACGCGGAAUAACUUCAUCUGCAAAUACACAGCAGAGAAGACUUUGGAGGCUGCUGCUCCUCCCAACUCCACCCAGACUGAUGGGCUACUUACAUCUGCACUGCCCUGGGAUCCAGCCGACCGCAACAAAUCCAAGGACACAGGCCUGAAUUGGAUCUACAUCACGCUUCCUGUCAUUCCCCUGCUGUUACUUUUACUCACGCUGCUGGCCGUAUGCUGCUUAAAACUGUGCAUUGGGCGAAGGAGAAGGAGGCGGCAGAAAUCGGUAGUGUGCCACACAGAACCGGGCCUCUGCCCAGGUGCCACUUCGACGGACGUCUACAACGUCAUACGCUCCCAAAAAGAAGACGACCUGUCCACCACGCGACCGCAGACCAAAAACACCUCCUUCUUGUGCUCCUCUCCUGACACUCCAACCGGCGACUACGACAACAUGGGGGGUCGCGACACAGAGAGCGGCUUCGUAACGUUGGCCAGCACAGAAAGCGGAUUCCUCCACUAUGACCUCAACAACCUUAGCCUCGGGCGCCGCGGUACGACCGACAUGUACGACAGCAGCUCGGGUCGCUCUGGGAAGACUGAGGGAUUCGACCGCAGCCUGGGUCGCUCGACGAAGACGGAGGGAUUCGACCACAGCCUGGGUCGCUCUGGGAAGACUGAGGGAUUCGACCGCAGCCUGGGUCGCCCAACAAAGACAGAGGGAUUCGACCGCAGCCUGGGUCGCUCGACGAAGACUGAGGGAUUCGACCGCAGCCUGGGUCGCUCGACGAAGACAGAGGGAUUUGACCGCAGCCUGGGUCCCUCGACGAAGACAGAGGGAUUCGACCGCAGCCUGGGUCGCUCGACGAAGACUGAGGGAUUCGACCGCAGCCUUGAGCAGUCGGGGAAAAGAGACUCGUACGACACCGGCCUGUGGCGCUCAGACAACCAAGAGUUUUACAACAGAGCUCCGGGUAGACGCGCCACAAAGAGCGAGUUCUACGGCAGUGGCAGCUUCGUAGAGCAGGAGAUGUAUGGGUUCAGAAGAGAGAAAAGUGACCUUUACGACCCUUCCCUCGGUCCGGAAGCGAACAUGAUCAAGGCCGACCUGUACCAGACAUAUAUGACCAACGGCAAAGAGGGUUCGUACCAGACCAGAUUGGGAAACUACGGAAGUCAGAAUCCCUACCCAACAAACAUUGAUUGCUACAGAAGUGACCUUGGCUUCACUGGCAGCCGACGUUAUUUCAAUGAAGCACAAUGGGUCAAUAGUGAGGGCUACUGACCCAACUCCCAUGUUAUGUACAAAGCUUAAAGUAUAGGUCUAUAAAGCCAUAUGUUACAUGUGCACAUAUAUAUGAAGCCAUAUGUUCCUGCAGGGGCAACCGCAAAGUUGAUCUUCUUGAAAAUGUUAGUUACCUGGGGCACAAUCUCUGAGAUAGUCAGUUGAGGCAUGUAAUCCCAAACAAAUAGGAGUUAGGGAGACAACAUUUCUUCAUCUUCAUGAAGAAAAUGCACAUAGAAUUAGACUGGGGAUGGCUGUGGGUGUCCUGUUUGCAUGGCCUUGUUAUGUUGCCUUGUUUCAGAAUCCUGACAGUGCCUCCUUUUUGAGUGGCAAAGGAAACUGCCAACUAUUUCAAUAUUUAAUAUACCUUAAUAAGAGA
This is a messenger RNA of Gadus macrocephalus (Pacific cod), 3812 nucleotides long. It is a transcript of the gene layna, whose product is annotated as layilin a. The coding region runs from base 1652 to 3433 and encodes 593 amino acids. The transcript has 8 exons. Lineage: Eukaryota; Metazoa; Chordata; Actinopteri; Gadiformes; Gadidae. Gene Ontology annotation, molecular function: hyaluronic acid binding. The record is from RefSeq and is a predicted model, not a curated record.